AUGUUCCAGCCCCAGUUCUUUAAGCACAAGCUGGACGAUUUCUGUUCAAAAACGGCCACCGAAUGGCAUCUGAUCCCGCCCAGUGCUCCACAUUUUGGCGGCCUCUGGGAGGCCGGGGUUCGAUGCGCCAAAUAUCACCUCAAGCGAAUUACUGGCACUGCCAACAUGAACUUCGAGGAAUAUAGUACAGUACUUACUCGAAUUGAAGCUGUGCUUAACUCGAGGCCAAUCACGCCGAUGUCAGUGGAUCCAACCGACACGCAACCUCUUACUCCAGGACAUUUCUUGGUCGGUCGCCCAUUGACCGAUAUCGCCGAACCUGACAUCACCGACCGCAAGGAAACGACACUUUCUCGUUGGCAGCGACAGACGCAGAUGGUACAGCAUUUUUGGGCUCGCUGGUCCCACGACUAUAUCACAACACUACAGAAUCGAAAUAAAUGGCACAAACGUUUCGCUGUUAAACCGGGACUUAUGGUGAUCGUACGCGAAGACAAUCUUCCGACAAUGCAGUGGAGACUAGGGAGAAUCAACAACGUCAUUCCGGGCCCAGACGGCUUGGUGCGAGUGGCCGAUGUUCGUGUGGGUGGAAAAAUGAUCAGACGACCUAUCGCUAAAUUGUGCCUGCUCCCAAUUGAGGAUAACGACCUUGCUCAGGUCCCAGUAGAUAACGAAGAGAGUAGCAAUUGA
Topomyia yanbarensis is the source of this 690-nucleotide messenger RNA. RefSeq lists its product as uncharacterized. Bases 1 to 690 code for a protein of 229 amino acids. The record is from RefSeq and is a predicted model, not a curated record. The transcript has a single exon. Gene Ontology annotation, molecular function: nucleic acid binding. NCBI's taxonomy places the organism in Eukaryota, Metazoa, Arthropoda, Insecta, Diptera, Culicidae.